Molecule: messenger RNA, 3686 nt
Organism: Felis catus (domestic cat)
Lineage: Eukaryota; Metazoa; Chordata; Mammalia; Carnivora; Felidae
Gene: CYB5D1
Product: cytochrome b5 domain containing 1
Exons: 5
Coding region: 657-1367 (236 amino acids)
Source: RefSeq, a predicted model, not a curated record
GACCCCAGAGCUCUCUCUGUCCCUGACCCUGAAGUCACCUCUCCAUCAAUAGAGAGGAGAGGGCCCGGCCUCUGUCGCCUGCCCUGCUCCCCUUGGGGACCCGAGCCCGUUCUCUGACCCCAGCUUGGAGGAACUCGGUGUUGCCAGGCCGGGGAGGGAAACAAUGGGCCUUCCGGAGCAGGAUGACACCCCCUCCAGUCACAAUUCUGGAGCAGCAGCGUGGGAGGGAAGAUGGAGGGGCCCACCCUGGGGCCUGUUAGUCCUUAGCUCAUCCCCACCCCCCGAACCCCGGGGAACCUUUGGCACCCCCGGACGCCCAGGCUGGGUGAAGGAGGGCUGAGAGCGCUCCCGACGUCCCAGCUACACUCGGACACGAGCCACUUCGUUUACAGCCCAGACCACUCUGAAAACGGAAGGUGUUCGCUUUCGCCCGGAACCCUUGAGCACGCAGCCCGAUCCCUUGAAAGCCAGAUUCGGACUACGUUUCCCGUGAGCACGCGCAGCCCACGCUCCGCCUCCUUACCCGCGCAGUGUUUCAUCUCGGUGGCCGGUGGCCGGAGAGGGACAAUGGUUUCCAUGUCAGCAGAUAAACGCGCUGGCGAGGGGGAAGAGAUGCAGUGAGUGAGAGCGUGCCGAGAGCGACGAAGCAACGGGAGAUGGUGGCCUAUAGUGCAAGAGCCAUGCCGCGCCGAGGCCUGGUGGCCGGGCCAGACUUUGAGUUUUUCCUGCGUCGGUAUUUCACGCCGGCCGAGGUGGCCCAACACAACCGGCCGGAAGACCUUUGGGUAUCUUACCUGGGAUCCGUGUACGACCUGACACCGUUGGCUCAGGAGUAUAAGGGAGACCUGCUGCUAAAACCCAUCAUAGAAGUCGCAGGCCAGGACAUCAGCCACUGGUUCGAUCCGAAGACCAGAGACAUCCGCAAGCACAUAGACCCGCUGACCGGCACCCUGAGAUACCGCACCCCCUGGGGCCGCUUUCUGCACGUCCCGCCGCAGCUGCCCCGUUCCGACUGGGCCAAUGAUUUCGGGAAGCCCUGGUGGCAGGGGUCGCGUUAUGAGGUGGGGCGGCUGUCCGCCAAGACCCGGAACAUCCGCAUCAUUAACACGCUCACAUCGCAGGAGCACAUGCUGGAGGUGGGGGCCCUGGAGUCGAUGUGGGAAAUCCUACACCGCUAUCUCCCCUAUAACGCACAUGCUGCCAGCUAUACGUGGAAAUAUGAAGGGAAGGACCUGAACAUGGAUUAUACCCUGGAACAGAACGGGAUCCGGGAUGAGGACGAAGAAUUUGACCAUCUCAGUGUGGACAGUGCACCUUACACACCCGCGAUACUGCUGUACUUCAACGAUGACCUCACAGAACUCUAGGAAGGGAGAUAUAUGCUCAUGUAGACUUAAGAUAUAUUUUGAGUUUGGCUGCUUCUGUGUCCUAUAGGAGAAGAGGUGCGUGUGGCGGUGCUGGAGCCAGACCCCCUUUCUGUUCCGGCCGCUGGCCUGUGGUUCCCCAUGUGUCUCUGAGGUGUACAAGUCCUGUUUCCCAGGCCCACUAGACUUUGCUCUGAGAAAGUCGGAGAGCAUGCGAGAAGCGCAUGAAUCGAUUCCCAGGAACGAUCCAGAAGGUGCGGGAUCUCGGAUUAGGGAGACGUAGAAGGGGUCAGUCAGAGCUCAGGCGGAACUGUCUGACGGUCAGAGAGAGAGAGGUCCCCCACGGGGAUGAGCGACGGAAGAACCUCGCGGCAGCGAUGGAGACGGGCCGGGCCGCAGGGAGACAGGACCUUCCCCAGGCGGGAGCAGGAAGUGUCGGUCACUGGCCAAACAAAACUGCCUUGUUUCCCUUCUGAAGAGCAGUUGGCAGUCGCAACCCAAAGGGAAGAAAGGAAGCCAGCGGUUAGCAGGUAAUUCAGGCUAGAUCUUACGCUACGGGCUUCGUUUGCCCUGCUUAAUGCGACGACCCUGUAAGAGGGACACCAUCACCGUAAGGCUUUGGAAGCUUAGAAAGACUUUUUGUCCCCGUUCGGCUUUGGUAAGCGAUUGAUGAACCUGGCGGCAUCCCAGCUAGCGAGUGGAGGGGAGCUCCCUAGGCUCGGCAAGGUUUAGUGGCACGAAGGCACACUACCUUAGUGGCUGGGGGACAAACUCGAGAGAGCACCUCACCGUCCGAGGCUUGCUGGAGGGACAGGACGCCGGAGCCCUGGUGUGUGGUUUGGUUGGUUUCUGCAGUUACGGUCUUUGGAAGGGAGUCAGCAGAGUUCUGCAGUGGCCGAGCGGAGGCAGGGGGGAGGCAGGGGGGGCUGCCAGCUGAGCAGGAGCUGUUGAGGCUGCUUCCUGGUUGAUCCCACAGCAAAAUUUUCUUCUUUUUUAGAGGAGAAGAGGUAGAUGCGGAGCGGCCGCAGGGAAAACGAGUGGAGGAAGGGCCUUUAGAUGGGGGACAAAAAGCAGGCAAUCGUGACGGGCCUGGGCCCCUCAGGGAAGGAAAGAAUGUCUGCCUUGCAAGAUGGCAGGCCUUACAACAGUAAUCUAGAGACGAGCCAAUGAGGUCAGGAAACUCAUGUGACCGAGGGACAGCCAGCGUGGCGGGGGAGCAGUGGCCAGAUGUGUCCCCUUCAACCUCAGCAGGGGCGGGGAACGAGAAUGACAGACCGGUGGGCUUCCUGAUGGUCGCAGGCCCAAAAGAACUGGGGAGAGGUGCGUGCACCUGCUGGCCAGGGGUGCCGGGGCCCGAGCAGGGGACCGUGAGGCGCUGGGCGGGCCGCCGAGGUGCUUUCUGAGGGGCUGGCCGGGAAAGGCAUGGACGCAGGUGGAGACAGGUGCUGGCCUCGGCCCCUUCUGAGCGCCCCGUGAGACCGAGGGCUUCCGCUCAGUCCCAUGUUAUGCGAGAGGGGCCGUGAAGUAUCUGGGUCUUUCUGGUGUUCGGUCCACUCUGGGGUUGUUUCACACGCGUCCAGUUAAACCGACGCCUCGAGAACCCGAGCCACGCGGCUGCCCUGCGGCCUGUGCCUCCGGGAGGGGCCCACACCUGCCCCCCUUCCAGAGUCUCCUACCUCGGUGUCUCGUGCCAGAAGCACUCGCCUCUCCUCGCACCCUGGUCACUCUCCAGGUCGUUCCCAGCUCCUAAAUGUCCCUGGAAUCCAUCCUCUUUCCGCUUCUGCCCCCACCCACCACAGCGUGGGUGAGCUCUGGAAACCAGACCGAGGCCUCUGGCUCUCCCCCUCCAGAUUCUUCAGCGGCUUCCGGUUGCUUUGGGAAUAAAGCCCUCGAAGUCCAAACAUGCUGUGUAAACCGGCUUCCGCCCACCUUGCAAGUCUCACCUUUGUUCUGUGUGUUCCAGCCGCACGGCUGUCUCGCAGCCCAUGAAAUGUGUGCCUGCCCCAGAACCUUCACGCGUGCUGUUCCCUCUGCUUGCGCACCCUUCCGUCUCCCACCUAGCUGAAUCCUCAAUGGUUCUUCCUCAGGAGAGCUUCUGGGGUUUCUUGGUGUUGAAAGCAAGACUCUCUGCUAGAUCAUUUCUUAGCGCCACGCACAUUUCAGAGUACUUCCUACGGUUUAAACUUUAAGAUUAUGGACGUAGCUGGCCGGCUGGCAGCUAGAGAGUAGUAGGGACCACGUAUGUCCACCCUGUUCACCGCUGUGUUCCCGGUGCUGGGCACACAGUUGCUGCUCAAUAAAUUUUGAUGGUAUGACCUCAAA